AUGAAAAGAAAAAAUCAGAGCUCUGUUGUUGAAUUCAUUCUCCUGGGCUUUUCUAACUAUCCUGAACUCCAAGAGCAGCUCUUUGGGGUUUUCUUGGUUAUUUACCUGAUGACUCUAAUGGGAAAUGCUAUCAUUAUAGUUGUCAUUUCCCUAGAAAAGAGCCUCCAUGUCCCCUUGUACAUGUUUCUCCUGAAUUUGUCUGUGCUAGAAAUGUGUUUCAGUGCUGUCAUUAUGCCUAAAAUGCUGGUGGUCCUUUCCAGUGAAAAAACUACAAUUACUUUUGCAGGCUGCUUUGCACAGAUGUAUUUUAUUCUCCUCUUUGGUGGGACUGAGUGUUUCCUUCUGGGGGCAAUGGCUUAUGACCGAUAUGCUGCAAUCUGCCAUCCAUUGAACUACCCAAUAAUUAUGAACAAAAGCGUUUUUGUGCGGUUAGUAAUGUUCUCCUGGGUUUCUUGGAUAAUGGUGGCUACUGUUCAGACCACGUGGGUAUUUAGUUUUCCCUUUUGUGGCCCCAAUGAAAUCAACCACAUUUCUUGUGAAACUCCUGCAGUGCUAGAGCUUGCCUGUGCAGAUAUAUUUCUGUUUGAAAUCUAUGCAUUCACAGGCACACUUUUGGUUGUGAUGGUUCCUUUCUUGUUGAUCCUCUUGUCUUACAUUCGAAUUCUUUUUGCCAUACUGAAGAUGCCAUCAAACACUGGGAGGCAAAAAGCGUUUUCUACUUGUGCUUCCCAUCUGACAUCUGUAACCCUCUUCUAUGGCACAGCCACUAUGACUUAUUUACAGCCUAAAUCUGGCUAUUCCCCAGAAACCAAGAAAGUGAUGUCAUUGGCUUACUCACUCCUUACACCUCUUCUAAAUCCAUUGAUCUAUAGCUUGCGAAACAGUGAAAUGAAAAGAGCCUUGAUAAAAUUGUGGCAAAGAAAAGUUAAUUUGCAUGCAUUCUGA
Suncus etruscus (white-toothed pygmy shrew) is the source of this 945-nucleotide messenger RNA. RefSeq names its product olfactory receptor 10A3. Lineage: Eukaryota; Metazoa; Chordata; Mammalia; Eulipotyphla; Soricidae. Bases 1 to 945 code for a protein of 314 amino acids. The transcript has a single exon. Gene Ontology annotation, cellular component: membrane. Gene Ontology annotation, biological process: G protein-coupled receptor signaling pathway. The record is from RefSeq and is a predicted model, not a curated record. Gene Ontology annotation, molecular function: olfactory receptor activity; G protein-coupled receptor activity.